AUGGUUUGAUGAAAUAGUCAGCAUUAUAUAGCCAAAUUACUGCUAGCUAUUACGCUGUUAAUCAUUAAUAAUAGAUCAUGACUAUUUAUAAACAACUACAACAUGAAAUAAUCUUUCUCACGUAAAGUCGCAAAAGCGUUUGGAGCUUUAGAUAGGCUCACUGGUCGUGUUACACAACGAACAGCACACUCAGGUCUAUCGCAUCAAAGAACUUAUUGCCAGUCUAUACCUUAAUGUUACGUACAUUUCCAGCUGUCGUUAAUCGUUCUAUUUCUCUUCAACUAACAAAUUCAAUCAGUAGUGUAGAAUCUACUGAUAUUAAAAAGUGCAUCCCAGAGCUGGGUUAAAUACUUUCUGUUGCUUUUACAGUUACCAGAAUGUUACCACUUUCCCUCUUGAAGACUGCUGUUAACCAUCCUAUGCUAGUGGAGUUGAAGAAUGGAGAGACAUACAAUGGACAUCUUGUCAGUUGCGACAAUUGGAUGAACAUUAAUCUAAGAGAAGUUAUCUGCACUUCACGAGAUGGCGACAGAUUUUGGAAAAUGCCGGAAUGUUACAUCCGUGGCACGACCAUCAAGUAUUUGCGAAUUCCCGAUGAGGUCAUAGACAUGGUGAAAGAAGAGGUGUUGUCUAAAGGAAGGGGCCGUGGUGAUGCUAAAGGACGUGGUGGUGGCCGUGGUGGUGGCAGAGGAGGCCCCGGUGGCAGAGGUGCGUUUGGAGGCCGCGGGGGAGGAAGAGGAGGAGGCCCAGGACGAGGAGGGCCACAGCAAGGAAGAGGUGGAAUGGGUGGUCCCAGACGAGGAAAUUCGAAAUGACCUGUACAGUUUGAAACUCCCUCCCCCUAAAAUAGUAGGUACACGUAUGUUUGUAUGUAUGUUAGCAAGUAUGUUCCUACAAAGCACUAAAUUAAUGACUGAGAAAAAUAAAGUCUGACUAGCAUUGUACUUUGUUGUGAAUGAUUAAGUUUGUUUGACAACUAACGUAUGAAUGUCAAAAAAAUGCGUGAAAUUUUUCUAAUAUGUGUAUGGUCGUGAUUCAUCUUUUUAAACCCCAUUCAUGUAUUGAUCUUAAUUGCAUACCUUUGUAUCAUGUGAUUGGUGAUAAUAUCAUAAUUGGUGUUUUUUAUUCUGUUCGAGAAAGUGAAAAAAGGGGACAAACCCUCACAGUAUAAAUUGCUUAAAUUUAUUAUCAUUAGGCCCUUUAUAAAUAGUGACUAAUAUCUUUUCCAUUCAAGAUGUGAUCUUGUUGAUCAAAUGCCAUAUUUCACCAAUUUAGAAUUCAAACGUAUUCCUUUAAUGUCAUUUAUAUAUAAGCUGUGCUUUGAAAAUAUGAGAACAACUUUAGCUGUAUAUAUGCAUUUUGUAAAAUAAACAUGCAGUUUUGUAUUAAAAAAAACACAGGAAA
Molecule: messenger RNA, 1404 nt
Organism: Priapulus caudatus
Lineage: Eukaryota; Metazoa; Priapulida; Priapulimorpha; Priapulimorphida; Priapulidae
Product: U6 snRNA-associated Sm-like protein LSm4
Exons: 5
Coding region: 378-815 (145 amino acids)
Biological process (GO): P-body assembly; spliceosomal snRNP assembly; mRNA splicing, via spliceosome
Cellular component (GO): P-body; spliceosomal tri-snRNP complex; U6 snRNP
Molecular function (GO): U6 snRNA binding
Source: RefSeq, a predicted model, not a curated record